AUGCGGUUAGGAACCCUUCUGCUGCCCAAACGCAAAAAAACUAACCUUCGGUACCACACCGCAACAGUCCGUGAAGCGCAGGAGAAGAUGUGGUUGACUUUACACACCGAGACUAUUCGGACACUACAACUAAAAAAAGCGCCUAGAUCGUCGAAGUUCAACACCACUUGCAAGUUGGUGAAAACCCAGACCUUACAUGCGUCCAGAGUAGCCAGCUACUGCUCUUCUAUUAGAUUCAGAACAGUGACUUCAUAG
Chondrus crispus (carragheen) is the source of this 255-nucleotide messenger RNA. RefSeq lists its product as hypothetical. The record is from RefSeq and is a predicted model, not a curated record. NCBI's taxonomy places the organism in Eukaryota, Rhodophyta, Florideophyceae, Gigartinales, Gigartinaceae. The transcript has a single exon. Bases 1 to 255 code for a protein of 84 amino acids.